Molecule: messenger RNA, 966 nt
Organism: Hydra vulgaris (swiftwater hydra)
Lineage: Eukaryota; Metazoa; Cnidaria; Hydrozoa; Anthoathecata; Hydridae
Source: RefSeq, a predicted model, not a curated record
CAGAUAUUUGACUAAUCAGACAUCUGACGUCACAUUCGUCACUGUGGCGUAAAUUAUUUCGGCUGGCAUAUUUAACAUAAGAUUAAAACUAGUUAAAUCUGGUGUUCUUAUAGAGGGAAGGGGUCCUUUUUGAAAUUAUGAACCAAUUCGUAAUCUCAGUUUAUUCGACAGACAAAAAUUGAAAUUAUUGAAGAAAGAAGUUGUUUUACGCGUUGAGAAAUUUUAAUCAUGUCUAAAAAAAGAGGAUUGAGUUUAGAGGAGAAAAGAACAAAGAUGCUUGAAAUAUUUUUUGAAAAGAAAACAUUCUUUCAGUUGAAAGAGAUUGAAAAAAUUGCACCAAAGGAAAAAGGAAUAACGCCAAUGUCUGUGAAAGAGGUCCUCCAAAGUUUAGUUGAUGAUGGUUUGGUUGAUUCGGAAAGAAUUGGAACUUCAAAUUAUUUUUGGUCAUAUCCAAGUAAGGGGAUUCAAAAUCGAAAACGUAAAGUUGAAUCACUUAAUCAACAAAUUGAUGAAUUAAAAACUCGAAAGUUAAAUUAUGGAAAAAGUGUAGAAGAAGCCAAAGAAGGAAAAGAUUUGUCUGAUGAACGUGUCAAAGUGUUAGAAAAGUUAAAUAAGCUGGAAGAAGAAAACAAGAAAUAUAAAAACGAACUUACUAAAUACAGUGAUUGUGAUCCAGAGUUAUUGAAACAACUAGAAGUUGACGUAAGUGUUGCAACCGAGGCAGCAAAUCGUUGGACUGAUAACAUCUUUUCAUUGAAGUCGUGGUGUGUCAAAAAGUUUAACAUGGAGUCUAGUGUUAUUGACAAACAGUUUGGUAUACCAGAAGAUUUUGAUUAUAUUGUUGGUUAGUCUUUAAAACAUAAUUAGUCUUUAUAACAUAAUGUUGUUUAUUAUUUACUUGUUCUAGUAUUAAAAAAAGUCUUGUAUAUUUUGUUCAUAAAUUAUUAAAACAUAUUUUAUGGAUUA